AGUUCUCAGAUUUUCCACAAGGCUAAUAUGAACAUAGUUAAAUGUGUCAGUCAGUAAUUAAUAUCUACAACAAAUCAGACAACACUUCUUUAAUCAGCUUGUUCAUGAACUCGACACUCAAAGUUAAAUCAUAGGAGGGUUUGAUGCACGAGUCUGUCAGACAUGUCGUGCUGCUGUUUCCUUCUCUAUUUUUUUACUCCCCCCUUUUCCUUCAUUUUUUAGUUUCUCUUUCAACCCUGUUUGUGUCGCAGCAAGAAAUUAAUCCGGGUUGAGAGGAAACGUUGAUCCAGCCAGACUGCUUUUCCAACGAUGAACCCGACAGCUACAAAAUCUCUUCUGCAUUUUCCAGCUGACACCGCCUCAUGCCUUCAGCCGAGUGAAAAUAUGGCUGCUGCUGCACAAGAUGAUCUACAUCCACUGAAGCGAAACCAGAGUUAUCAAUUUCUGCCCCCAGAGAUGUCUGAGCUGAGGGUGGUUCUGCUGGGGAACAGCUGGUCUGAGAGGAGUUCAGUGGGGAACUUUAUAUUCAGAGAGACUGAGUUCAACACUGAGGAAGAACCAGACGGCUGUUUGAAGGUCAGAAGACAGAUAAAGGAGAAAGACAUAGUUCUCAUCAACACUCCAGAUCUGCUGAGUCCCCACAUCUCUGAAGACAGACUGACAGAACAUGUGACAGACUGUGUGAGUCUCUCUGAUCCUGGCCCUUAUGUGUUCCUGCUGGUUCUACAGCCUGAAGACUUCAGUGAGGAACACAAACAGAGACUCUGCAGAGUCCUUCAGCGGUUCAGUGAUCGAUCAUUUGAUCAUUCAUUGAUACUGAUAUCAUCACCCAGAGAGGAGAGUCCAGUUUUCAUGGAAGAACUCGUAACAGACCAACCUUUGAAAGACAUGAUCAUAAUGUGUGGAAACAGAUACCUGAGGAGAAAGAACACUGAUCUCCUGCAGCUGUUAACAUGGUUGGCUCAAACGUCAAUGGAGAGGGAUGUCUGGGGUAAAGGAUUUAUUGAUAAGGAUGCAGGUCUAUUUAUGAAACCAGAGCUUGUUUCUGAAAACACAAAACCAGCUUUAAACCUGGUCCUGUGUGGGAGGAGAGGAGCAGGGAAGACUUCAGCAGCAAAGGCCAUUUUAGGUCAGACAGGUCUUCAUUCAGCCUCCAGCUCAUCAGAGUGUGUUAAACAUCAGGGAGAGGUGUGUGGACGUUGGGUUUCCCUGGUGGAGCUUCCUGCUCUGUGUGGAGAACCUCUGGAGACAGUGAUGGAGGAAUCACUCAGGUGUGUCUCCCUCUGUGAUCCUGAAGGUGUCCAUGCCUUCAUCAUGGUCCUACCUGUGGGUCCUCUCAUUGAAGAAGACAAGGGAGAGUUAGAGAUCAUCCAGGAGAUCUUCAGCUCUGGAGUCAGUGACUUCACCAUGAUUCUGUUCCCUGUGCAGUCAGAUCCUACAGCUCCAGCUGUUGUUAACUUUCUACAGAAAAACAAAGAAGUUCAGGAUCUCAUUCAGAGCUGUGGAGGAAGAUCUUUUGUUCUCAACAUCAAGGACCAGCAGCAGAUCCCAGAGCUGCUGGAGACAGUGGCGCAGAUGAGAGGAUUUAGUCGCUUCACAAAAGACAUGUUCACCAAGGCUCAGAUAGAGAAGGUGGUAAGACUUGAAGCUGAACUGCAGGAUGUGAAACAGAGGAGUGAGAAGGGAAGUGAUGAUGAACUCCAGAACAGAGAGUGUCUCAGGAUGGUGCUGAUCGGGAAUACUGGCUGGGAGAAGAGUGCAGUAGCACACACCAUAUUAGGCAAAGAUGUCUUUGAGUCCAGCCUACAGCUCAAGACUUGUCAGAAAGCGACUGGAGAAAUUGACGGCGAGCCUGUUGCAGUGUUCCACACUCCUGCACUGACUUCUGCUGACUUUCAAAAUCAGAUUAAAAAUUGCCUCAGCAUGUGCUCUCCUGGGCCGCAUGUGUUCCUAUUAGUGCUGCAGAUAGGAAAGUUUACACAGGAAGAGAAAGACUCUGUGGAACUGAUCAAGAGGGUUUUUGGCAAAAAGUCACAAGAUUUCAUCCUCAUCACAUUCACCAGAGGAGAAGAACUGGCCGAUCAGUCAGCUGAGAGUUAUGUUGAGGAUUGUGGUGGAUUUCUCAAACAACUCAUAGAUGACUGUGGAGGGAGAUACCACGUCUUUAAUGACAGCCCAAACCACACACAAGUCAAAGAGCUGCUGACUAAGAUCAAGACCAUGGUGAAAGAAAACGGGGGCUGCUACAACACUGAGAGGCUGGAGGACGUGGAUGGAGUCGUACAAAUGCAUGUGCAGAAGAUUUCCAAAGAGAAGGAUGAGGAGAUGAAAAGAAAGGAUGAGGAGCUAAGGAGAAAACACAAGGAAGAUGUUAAAACACUGGAAAAGACCAUAAGUGAACUGCGUUCAGGGAUGGAACAGGAGAAAAAAACAAAAGCUAAACAACUUACGGAAAAAGAUGAGUGCAUCAACAAGGAGCGUGAGCAGAGAAAGAAAGAAAAAGAGGAAGAGGAAAGAAAAUGGGAAAAAAAAGAUGAGGAUCGGCGAAAGGAUUGGCAAAGAAAACUAGAAGGCUCCGAAAAAAUUGUUCAGUCAGAAAGACAGCAAAGAGAAAAUGCCGACAGGAAGCUUGAGCAGUAUAGAAAAGAGAUGAAGAGGGAUCGAGAAGCCUGGGAUAAGGAAAGAAAUGACCUGUGGGAACGAAUACAGCAGGAGAAUAAACAGAACCUGGAGGAGGAGAAAACAAGGCUUAGAAAUCUCCAAGAAGAGUACUACUCUAAGAGGAGAAAAUGGACAUAUAUUUUUUUUGUGCUGUCGUUGUUAUUGGCAUUGUUAGUAUUCUAUUUAUUUUUGAAGUAAAGUGGUUGAUCCAGAGUUUCUGUGUAAAUAGUUCCACCAGAUGGUUCCCUGAAGCUCAGUGUGGAAUAGGGAGGUCAAAAAUGAAUGGAGUAUCGAUUCAUUGAUUAAGAACUUACAUGAAGACAUUUUUUGUUUGGAUUUUCUCUCCCGUGGAACAAACAUCAUGUGGUCUCAUCAGUUUAAAGCGUGUUUCAGAAUCAGCUGACUGAAGGUGUUGACACUCAGCUGGGGGCUGCAGCUGAGUGACAGGUCUCCACGAGAGCUUUCUUUCUCUGCCGCCGGACUGAUUCUGACCCGGUUGCGCUCCCGGCUGACACCUGACCACGUUCACAUGCUUAUUUAUCUCAAUAAGAACGAGUAGACAGAAAACUGGACUCUGAAACAUGUUUCUGUUCAGCUCCCUUGUUGAAGUCUGAGCCUUCACUUUUAUGACUGUGUGUCUGCAGAGAUUAUGAGCCUGCUCCACACGCUGAUAUUCAUGUUUAACAUUUUGAACUCCUCAAUAUGAUCCAUAGAUAUUCAAUACUGUCAGUUAUAAACACUGUGUCGUGAACGAACAUUUGAUUUAGGGGAAAAAACGUAUUUGGCAUUGUUUUUGACAUGGAAAAUGUUUAAAUUUUUAAAAAAUUAUUAAUCGAUAAUUGAUCGUUAACAUUUACAAAGAUUGAUCACGAAAAAUACUUGAAAUUUACAUCCUAAUGUGGAAUGAUUCUGAUGGUUCAUUUUGUAAUAAACUAAUAAAACUGAACAAAGAAACUG
Messenger RNA from Notolabrus celidotus (New Zealand spotty), 3618 nucleotides. RefSeq names its product GTPase IMAP family member 8-like. The record is from RefSeq and is a predicted model, not a curated record. Bases 310 to 2859 code for a protein of 849 amino acids. The transcript has 5 exons. Gene Ontology annotation, molecular function: GTP binding. NCBI's taxonomy places the organism in Eukaryota, Metazoa, Chordata, Actinopteri, Labriformes, Labridae.